AUGGGUGACACCCCAUUUACCAUGCAUUCGUUUUCAUUUCAAAACAAUAAUCCUUGGCAUGAUGAAAAGUUAAAAUCACCCAUCUUGUUCCAAUCAAAUGAUCUCGAUGGUCCUACCAGAGAGACCUUAAAAGUGCUGUGGCGGGACCUCAGUCAUGAUCAAAUUAUCACUGCACUGCAACAGAAAGAGCCAAACAUACAAAAACUUACCUAUCAACUUUUGCAACAACGACGUUUGGAAAGAUCGACACAUUCUACCUGUGACACAGAACAAAUGGGCCUUCCAUCGCCUCCAAACAACGGUGACACACCUUGUGAUUUCCAUCGAAAUUACUUUGAAUAUAAUGACGAUAGUGACCCUUUGCUAUCUCCACCUCCCGAGACAAACGGUUGCUUUGAUGGCGCACCACAGUUGCAGUCAAACAAUCAUCAUCACUAUGCAUCAAGAUCAUCUGACUAUUGCAGCAUCAAACCGCUCUUCCAUCACCAGCCCACCAAGACACCCAUCAUCAUCCAGCAUAUCAUUAAAAUUAGACCUCUCACGCAUCUAUCGACACCUAAUGUAGUCUCUAUCAUAGAAUCAAAAUUACAACAGCAUUCACUCUUAAUAUCUCCCUCGUCACCUGCCACCACUGUCACCUCCCUCGCCACCAACCUGAAAGCCCUUGAGAACAAGAUCACAUCAUUCUUUGCAUUUGAAAAGCCCAAACAAAAACUGCGCCAUCGAAAAGAAAAGGUAUCUACCUGUUGUACCGCUACAUCAGAAUAUGUAGCUGCUGGCAAAUUGCAUUACAUACUGUCGCAGCACUUUAAAGGCACAAUGAGCGGAUGCAUAUAUCCCGACGGCCGAGUGAUUUGGUCUGGCAAGCUAGGCCCUAUUGACAUUUGCCAUCACAAAAUGAGCUUUAUAUGCAACAUCAAAAAGGCAGCAGUUUCCCUGUACAAAAUUUCAUUCAUCAUUGAAAAGCAAGAUGUACUUCGUAUGACUCAAAUCAUGGACAUGCUGGAUCAGUAUGAACUCGACUCAAAUGCCGUUAUACAAGCAAACACUUGGACUGAAAAUAGCUGUAGCAUCUCACCGUUGUAUACAAAAGGCUGUUAA
Molecule: messenger RNA, 1101 nt
Organism: Mucor velutinosus
Lineage: Eukaryota; Fungi; Mucoromycota; Mucoromycetes; Mucorales; Mucoraceae
Exons: 4
Coding region: 1-1101 (366 amino acids)
Source: RefSeq, a predicted model, not a curated record